Messenger RNA from Sorex fumeus (smoky shrew), 1395 nucleotides. RefSeq names its product collectrin, amino acid transport regulator (gene CLTRN). The record is from RefSeq and is a predicted model, not a curated record. Lineage: Eukaryota; Metazoa; Chordata; Mammalia; Eulipotyphla; Soricidae. The coding region runs from base 70 to 738 and encodes 222 amino acids. The transcript is spliced from 6 exons.
UAAGGCGGCUUUAAGUGGAGGGUGGAUUUUUUUUUCCCUCCAUUUGCCUCUGUAUUCUACUCUGAAAGUAUGUUGUGGUUACUCUUUUUACUUGUAACUGAUAUUCAUGCUCAACUCUGUUAUCCAGAUGCAGAAAAUGCUUUUAAAGUGAGACUUAGUAUCAGAACAGCUCUGGGAAAAGAUGCAUAUACUUGGGAUGAAAAUGAAGAAUAUCUCUUCAAAGCGAUGGUGGCUUUUUCCAUGAGAAAACUUCCCAAGAGAGCAACAACAGAUAUUUCCCAGGUCCUUUUGUGCAAUGUAACCCAGCGGGUGUCAUUCUGGUUUGUGGUUAAAGACCCUAUGGAAAAUCACACUCUUCCUGCUGUUGAAGUACAGAAAGCCAUAAGCCUGAAUAGGAACCGGAUCAACAAUGCCUUCCUUUUGAAUGACCAGACUCUGGAAUUUUUAAAAAUUCCUUCCACUCUUGCACCACCUGUUGAGCCAUCUGUGCCUGUCUGGAUUAUUGUAUUUGGUGUGGUAUUUUGCAUCGUUACAAUUGCCAUUGUGCUAUUGGUUAUAUUAGGAAUCCAGCAACGCAGAAGGAAGAAUAGAGAGUCAUCUGAAGAGGAUGACACCGAAGAUAAGUGUGAAAACACAGCCACAAUUGAAAAUGGCAUCUCUUGCGACCCCCUGGAUAUGAAGGGAGGGAACAUUAAUGAUGCUUUCGUGACAGAGGAUGAGCGGCUCACCCCUCUCUGAAGAGCUGCUGGUUUUCCUUUUCCAAGAAACUCAACACUUGUUUCUGUGUAACUGCUAAGUAUCACAAAUUAUCUUGGGAAGAUUAUGUAGGUUGUUUCACCAUUCUUCUUUUGUAAGAAAAUUUUAAUGCAUACAAGUGAAAGGAAAUCAAUCAUACUUAUGAAAACCAGUGGAAUCAUAGGUUGUUGGCUAAGAAUAUUCUAAAAUAUUGUUGAAAACACAGACUAUUAAGUGUAGUCAUAUAUUACUUGUAAUUAUUGAUUUUGAAAUGUCCUAGUAUUUAGGCAUUUCUAUAACUAAGGUCAAGUCACUGAAAAUUUAAUAUAUAUACACAUACACACAUAUACACAUAUAUUUAAGAACUUAAGGAAAAUAUUUUUCCUGUGGAUAAUACCCAUAAAUGAAAGUGGAUUCUUUCUGAAUAUUGUUUGUAUCACGCUGUAUCUGACUAAGUAAGCAAGAAUAAAAAUCAAGUUUUGUAAAUGGAAUGGAUAAAACGGGGAGUGUUGAUACACAAGGUGAAAUUUGAUCUGGUUUUCUGCCAACAAUUGCUUAUGUAUUUUCACACUAUCAGUUUCUAAUAGAACAGCUUUAUUCUUGGACUGUAUCUGUGAUUUGUAAAAGUUAAAUCUGUAUUAAUAAAGUGAUAAUCAUCUC